UGCCCGCUGCAGAGGGACGGCGUGUACCGUUGGUUCUCGGAGCUGCCGUCGCCGCAGCGCGUGGAGUUCCUGUGCGGCCUGCUGGACCUGUGCAUCCCGCUCGAGCUGCGCUUCCUCGGCUCGUGCCUCGAGGACCUGGCCCGCAAGGACUACCACUCGCUGCGCGACUCGGAGAUCAAGGCCAACAACCCGGCUGACCUGGGCAGCCUCACCAACCUGACGGACGAGGUGGUGCGCAGCAAGCUGCUCGUGUCGCUGGCGCUGCUGGGCUCGGAGCAGCGCGAGGCGGCGGGCGUGCUCUACCGCACGCUCACGCACAUCGACUCCAUCAUCCACAACUACGGGCUGCAGCUCAACGAGGGCCGCACGGGCGAUGAGUUCCUGCUGCUCUUCACCAUGGCCUCCAACCACCCGGCCUUCAGCUUCCACCAGAAGCAGGUGCUGCGCCAGGAGCUCACGCAGAUCCAGAGCAGCCUGAGCGGCGGCGGCGGCGGCGGAGGCCACGGCGGCAAAAGCGCGCUGCCCACCUGCCCCGCCUGCCACAAGGUGACUCCAAGAACUGAGGCCCCCGUCAGCAGUGUGAGUAAUAGUUUGGAGAAUGCACUACAUACAUCGGCACAUUCCACGGAGGAGUUGCUACCCAAGAGGACUGUGGGGAAACACUCCAAAGUGAGUGUUGAAAAGAUAGACCUGAAGGGAUUAUCUCACAAAAAAAGUGAAAGAAAUGUUGAAUGUUCCUUUGAGGUCUUGUGGUCUGAUUCUUCAGUAACAUCAGUAACCAAAUCUUCCUCUGAAGUGACUGAAUUUAUUUCAAAGUUACCCCAGCUGUACCCUGAAGAAAAUCUGGAGAAGUUCAUUCCUUGCUUAGCUGGCCCAGAUUCCUUUUAUGUAGAGCGAAACCACAUGGAUCUGGAAGCGGACCUGAGGUAUUUGGCUUCAUUACCUUCUCACGUGUUAAAAAAUGACCACGUUAAGAAAUUUUUCAGCACUUCAUCUCCCACCCAACAGCUUCAAAGUCCAAGUCCUGGCACCCCUUCCCUCUCUAAAGUGGGUACCAUGAUGGGCGUGUCUGGAAGGCCUGUGUGUGGCGUGGCCGGCAUCCCCUCCUCUCAAAGCAGUGCGCAGCACCACAUGCAGCACUCGGCCAGCGCGGCCACCUUGCCCCACUGCUCCCAUGCGGGGGGUGCAGGCUCGGCGUUGGCCUACCGGGCCCAGAUGGACAGCUCGCCCGCCAUCCUGAUGCCCUCCAGUCUGCAGACCCCUCAGACCCAGGAGCAGAACGGGAUCUUAGACUGGCUUAGGAAGCUGCGCUUGCACAAGUACUACCCUGUCUUCAAACAGCUCACCAUGGAGAAGUUUCUGAGCCUUACUGAGGAAGAUCUAAAUAAAUUUGAAUCCCUUACAAUGGGAGCAAAGAAAAAACUCAAGACUCAGCUAGAGCUGGAGAAGGAGAAGUCAGAGAAACGGUGCCUGAACCCUGCAGCCCCACCCCCGGUCACCAGCAGCGGAGUGGCCCGCGUCCCCCCCACCAGCCACGUCGGGCCCGUGCAGACCGUGCGAAGCCCCCAUGCUGCAGCGCUGCGGGUAGAAGUGGAGCAGCCCCCUCACCAGACGGCCCGGGAGGGCAGCUCCUCGGAAUGCUCCAGCUCCUCACCCAGCCCGAUGGGGGUGCAGGCCCGGGAAGAGAGCUCGGACAGCGCCGAGGAGAACGACAGACGUGUGGAGAUGCACUUGGAGGGCUCGGAGAAGGAGAAGCCUGUCAUGCUACUGAACCAUUUUGCUUCAAGUUCCGCCAGACCCACGGCCCAGGUUCUCCCGGUGCAGAACGAGGCAGGCUCCAGUCCAGCGGGCCACCACCCCCUCCCCCCCCAGAUGAUGGCCGCGGCCUCGCACCUGGCACCCAUCCGGAUGCUGAAUUCCGUGCACAAGUCCGAAAGGGGGGGCGCGGACAUGAAGCUCCUCCCGCCUUCCGUGCACUCACUGCUGUCUCUAGAAGAAAGGAGUAAACUCUCGGGACCAAGAGGCGGCAUCAAAGUGGACAAGAACUUCGGCCACACCGUGAUCGACGCAGCACCCACGCCCACCCCCCAGCAGCCCCUGCAGGUGCUCUCUGCACUGGCCGAGAGCAGCUCCGUGUCACCCACCGUCUCCUUCGGUCCCCGCGCCAAAGUCGUGCACACGGCUGCGCUGGACAGGGUGAUGAAGCCGGCCCCGCAGCCGGCCCUGGCGGGGGAGGCGAGCACCGCUGCCGCGGGGACGUCCAGCGCCGUCUUCCACAUGGCUCGGCCACCCAUCAAACUUCUGGUGUCUUCAUCUGUCCCUGCGGAUUCUGCCAUUUCUGGGCAAACUCCCUGUUCGAAUAAUGUGCAAAUAAGCGUGCCCCCUGCAAUAAUAAACCCCCGGACUGCUCUGUACACCAACACCAAAGCUGCCUUCUCUGCGAUGAGCAGUGUGCCCGUGGGGCCCCUGCAGGGCAGCUUCUGCGCCAGCAGCAACACUGCCUCCUCCAGCAGCCACCCGCCCACGUCCUUCGCCAGCAUGGCCUCUGUGCCCAGCUGCCCGGCCCCCAGCUCCAGCCCCGCACUCUCCUCUGCCCCUGAAAGCAGCUUCUACAGCGGCGGGGGCGGCGGGGGCGGGGGCGGCGGCUCCCCGGGGAGCCUCCCCGCCCCCACCCAGAACCACCACCACCACCACCACCAUCAGCAGCAGGCGGCGGCGCCCCAGCAGCCCACGCCCGCCCCGCCGCCCGGCUGCGUCGUGUGCACAUCGUGCGGGUGCAGCGGCAGCUGCGGCUCCAGCGGCCUGACCGUCAGCUACGCCAACUACUUCCAGCACCCGUUCUCGGGGCCGUCCGUGUUCCCCUUCCCCUUCCUGCCCUUCAGCCCCGUGUGCGGCAGCGGCUACGUGGGCGCCCAGCAGUACGGCGGCGGCGCCUUCCCCGUGGUGCACUCGCCCUACGGCGGCAGCGUGCCUCCAGAGCCCGUCCUGGGCGGCCAGUCGGCCUUUGCCGUGCCGCCCAUGCAGAGCUUCAUGGCGGGCGCGGCGGGCGUGUACCAGGCCCCGGGGCUGGUGGGCAGCAGCAACGGCUCCGGCCACAAGAAGAGCGGCAAUCUGUCGUGUUACAACUGCGGGGCCACCGGGCACCGCGCUCAGGACUGCAAGCAGCCGUCCAUGGACUUCAAUCGGCAAGGUACUUUUAGGUUGAAAUAUGCCCCUCCAGCAGAAAGUCUGGACUCCACAGACUGA
This is a messenger RNA of Odobenus rosmarus divergens (Pacific walrus), 3246 nucleotides long. RefSeq names its product zinc finger, CCHC domain containing 14 (gene ZCCHC14). Lineage: Eukaryota; Metazoa; Chordata; Mammalia; Carnivora; Odobenidae. Bases 397 to 3246 code for a protein of 949 amino acids. Gene Ontology annotation, molecular function: phosphatidylinositol binding; zinc ion binding; protein binding. The record is from RefSeq and is a predicted model, not a curated record. The transcript is spliced from 13 exons.